Trichoderma breve is the source of this 489-nucleotide messenger RNA. RefSeq names its product cyclophilin type peptidyl-prolyl cis-trans isomerase/CLD domain-containing protein. Gene Ontology annotation, cellular component: catalytic step 2 spliceosome. Lineage: Eukaryota; Fungi; Ascomycota; Sordariomycetes; Hypocreales; Hypocreaceae. The transcript has 2 exons. Gene Ontology annotation, molecular function: peptidyl-prolyl cis-trans isomerase activity. Bases 1 to 489 code for a protein of 162 amino acids. Gene Ontology annotation, biological process: protein folding; protein peptidyl-prolyl isomerization. The record is from RefSeq and is a predicted model, not a curated record.
AUGACUACAAACGUCGUUCUAGAAACCUCAAUGGGCACCAUCACCCUCGAGCUCUACACGUCCCACGCCCCCAAAACCUGCAAGAACUUCGCCACCCUCGUCUCCCGCGGCUACUACGCAUCCACAAUCUUCCACCGCGUCAUCCCCGACUUCAUGGUCCAGGGCGGCGACCCCACGGGAACCGGCCGCGGCGGCUCCUCCAUCUACGGCGACAAGUUCGAGGACGAGAUCGACCCGAGCCUAAAGCACUCCGGCGCGGGCAUCCUCAGCAUGGCAAACGCCGGGCCCAACACCAACGGGUCGCAGUUCUUUAUCACGCUUGCGCCGACGCCCUGGCUUGAUGGGAAGCACACUAUUUUUGGAAGGGUCAAGAGUGGGCUGGGGGUCGUGAAGAGGAUGGGCAUGGUGCCGACGGGGCCGGAGGAUAGGCCGGUUGAGGAGGUGAAGAUUUUCAAGGCGAGGGUGGUGGAGGAUGAGGAGGAGCUUUGA